AUGGCGGGCCUGGAGUGGAAAGGCCGGCGCACGCGGUUGCCGGUGGGCGCCGGCGCGCUGGGCUUCCUGGUGCUCUACUGGCUGUACGUCUUCCCGGUCUACCGGCUGCCGGACGAGAAGGAGAUCGUGCCCGAGGUGCUCCGGCAUCAGGGCAAAGCUUGGCGGAGGAACCUGAGCGCCGCGGCCGACUUCAGGAAACUUCUCAAAGACUGUUGCGAUCCGAGCCAUCUCGUUGCAAUGACAAAACAAAAUUCACCGGUGGGAAAGAGCGUCUGGUACGAUGGCGAAUUUCUGUACUACUUCACAAUUGACAACGAAACCUUCUCACUCUUUCCAGAGGAGAUUCCAUUCCAGCGGCCAUUGAAGAGAUGCUCUGUGGUGGGCAACAGUGGCAUUCUGAAGAACAGCCGCUGCGGCAAGCAGAUCGAUCAAGCGGACUUCGUCAUGAGAUGUAAUCUUGCUCCACUAGGCAAUGCAUAUAGCAAUGAUGUAGGAUCAAAAACUCAACUGGUAACUGCGAAUCCCAGCAUAAUUAAUAACAGAUUCCAGAAUCUUCUUUGGUCCCGAAAAACAUUUGUGGACAGCGUUGAAGUCUACAACCAGAGCUACAUCUAUAUGCCGGCUUUCUCCAUGAAAAUAGGGACUCAACCUUCCCUCCGCGUGUACUACACCCUCACUGACGUCGGAGCCAAGCAAAAGGUGAUCUUCGCCAACCCUAACUUCCUGCGGGACACUGGCAAGUUUUGGAAGAGCAAAGGGAUUCACGCUAAGCGUCUUUCAACCGGCCUCUUCUUGGUCAGCGCAGCUCUUGGUCUUUGUGAAGAAGUGACAAUUUAUGGUUUCUGGCCUUUUUCAGUGGACCUCCAUGGGCGGUAUAUCAGCCAUCAUUACUACGAUAACAUCUUGCCAGAUGCCGGCUUCCAUGCCAUGCCAGAGGAAUUCUUACAGCUGUGGUAUCUCCACAAGAGAGGAAUCCUACGAAUGCAGCUGGAGGAUUGCGAGGAUUCUUGA
This is a messenger RNA of Protobothrops mucrosquamatus (brown spotted pit viper), 1011 nucleotides long. It is a transcript of the gene ST8SIA1, whose product is annotated as ST8 alpha-N-acetyl-neuraminide alpha-2,8-sialyltransferase 1. Gene Ontology annotation, molecular function: alpha-N-acetylneuraminate alpha-2,8-sialyltransferase activity. Lineage: Eukaryota; Metazoa; Chordata; Lepidosauria; Squamata; Viperidae. The transcript has 6 exons. Gene Ontology annotation, biological process: oligosaccharide metabolic process; N-glycan processing. Bases 1 to 1011 code for a protein of 336 amino acids. The record is from RefSeq and is a predicted model, not a curated record.